AUGUACUUGAAAAUGGUGUGAACUAUGAACUCAGAAGUUGAACUUUAUUUUCAAUUUUUAAAUUACUGAUUCUUCUAAAUUUUAUAUGAAAUAAAACAUGCGACUGGUACUUAUUUUUCGUUAAAAUUUGUGAUCAGGUGACUGAAAAUGAUAUUGUGUGCGAAUGUUGUCGUUCGUGCGGUAUGUAGUGAUAUGUAAAUAUGGCUUGCUACAAUGCCGGCAAUAAAAUUGAUUCAAAAAAUUUUAUAGAUUUAGACAACGAAUAUCACAUUGUUGAUGAUUUAUCCAUAGUACCGCUAGCAAAAGAUACUUUUGCCAUAUGUGAAUUGUGUGGUAGGAUUGGCAAAAGAGGUCAAUUUUAUUCAAGAAAUAACAAAGUCUGCUCUUUGAGAUGUCAUAUAAGUAGCACAAGGAAAAAGCACUGUAACUGGAGAUUUAGGCUAAUGGAAGGUGCUGAACAUAUGGCAGGACUCAUUCCUCUAGAACCUCUACCACAACUUCAGCAUUGGCAAGUUACCUACAAUGAUUUGCAAGCUGGACCAAUCAAGCAAUCUGCUGCUUUAAUAGCAAAUAGUUAUGAAUGGAAUGAUGAACUAUUUGGAUGUGAUUUUCUCGCGGCUCCUGUAAGUUUGUUUAAACAUGCCCCGCUCCAUGAGAUGUGGGAUAGUACUUUUGAAGGGAUGAAAGUUGAAGUAAAGAACACAGAUACUGAUAAUCCAAUGGAAAAAACUAACGACUUUUUUUGGGUGGCAACAGUUUUGAAGGUAAAAGGAUACAUGGGGCUUCUAAGGUAUGAGGGUUUUGGCAGUGAUGAUUCAAAGGACUUCUGGGUCAACCUUUGUUGCUCAGAAGUACAUCCAGUUGGGUGGUGUGCAACAAGGGGGAAACCUCUGAUACCUCCGAGGACUAUUGAAGAUAAAUAUACAGAUUGGAAAAAGUUCCUUGUCAAACAAUUAACUGGCGCAAGAACAUUGCCAGCAAAUUUUUAUACAAAACUUCAUGAUAGUUUAGCAUCUAGGUUUUCUGUCGGUUCUGUGAUGGAAGUAGUGGAUAAGAAUAGGAUAUCACAAGUAAAGGUAGCUAGUGUUUGUGAAAUAAUAGGUAAACGAUUGCACGUAAAAUAUUACGAUAGUUCACCGGAAGAUAACGGUUUUUGGUGUCAUGAAGAUUCACCACUUAUACACCCUGUUGGAUGGGCGUUCAGAAUCGGCCACCCCUUGGAAGCACCACAGAGUUACUGCCAGCGAGUUGCUACCGGCAGACUUUUACCGAAUGACACAAUACCAGAUAUGUUUUACAAGUACCCUGCUAAUGAGCCACCAUUAUUCGCUGAGGGCAUGAAACUGGAAGCAAUAGACCCUUUGAACUUAUCAGCUGUAUGCGCGGCUACGGUGAUGCAGAUAUUGAAUGAGGGUUAUAUGAUGAUACGUAUUGACUGCUAUCCCGCUGAUGCCUCCGGAGCGGACUGGUUUUGCUACCACCAGCGUUCACCAUGCAUAUUUCCUGUUGGGUUCGCUCUGGCGAAUAACAUUCCAUUGGUACCACCGUCGGGAUACACAGCAGAUCAGUUUAAUUGGGAGGAGUAUUUGAAGACAAGCGGCGCUCCACCAGCGGGGCGGGGCCUAUUCGCAGCGCGCGGCCACGUGGUGUCGCACGGAUUCGUGGCGGGCAUGAGACUGGAGUGCGCCGACCUCAUGGACCCCAGGCUCGUGUGUGUCGCUACUGUAGCUAGAGUUGUCUCCGACUUGCUGAAGGUACACUUCGACGGCUGGGGCUCGGAAUAUGACCAGUGGCUGUGGGCGCACAGUACGGACAUGUAUCCGGUGGGGUGGUGCCGCGCGGUCAGACAUCGGCUGGAGGGACCCCUGCAGCCACCAGCGGCGCCCAGGACCACGCGCAAGAACCAAGCCAAACAAAGUAGACGAAGACGCAGACAUGUUGCCAAGACCGUGACUCUGCGACCGCCUAAUACAACUGAGGAAAGUUCUCAAAACUCGGAGACGGGUGACACCAAGAGUCUUUCUGAAAAUGGAGAGACCAAGAGCCUCUCACCACCGACCAGCGUGUCGGAGAUGUCGGCGGACGUGGAGCAGCGACCUGACGCUGACGAACCCCAGAGUGAGGUGAAGAUGGAGGUGGAACCAGAAACUCCGCCGAGUGAGGUCAAAACCGAGGAAACCAUCGAACAACCCAUUGAAGAAUCAGCUGAAACCACCCCCAUAGAUGUGCCGGCUGAAAAUUUUCCAAGCGAACAAAUAUAUAAAGCAGAAUCAGAAGACACUCCCAUGCUGCCUGCAGACGAUACAGAUAGUUCCGGUGAUAAGCUGAUACCAAGGCUAGUGAAUACUACAGUGUCUCUAGAUAUUCUUAACUCACUCGACCCCGAAAACUGGACCACAGCAGAUGUUGAGAAAUUCCUCACAGUGAACGAUUGUCAACCUUACUGCAUCAAUUUUGCGCAUAUCGAUGGCCCAAUGAUGCUUCAGCUAACAAAAGAUGAGAUCAUAGAACUGCUGGAGAUGAAGGUAGGACCGUCUUUAAAAAUAUUCGACCUUAUACAGCAACUGAGAUGUAAAAUAAAACAGCCGCAGUGCAGAUUGCUUGGUAGCUUUAAGUAGUUUUCACUGUUUUGUUAUCAUUAUUGUAGUAAGUAUUUGUAUGUUUGCAAUGGCUAGCUCAUCGAAUAAGCAUUUUCUAUCUUUCACAAGUGUUGGUUGAAUAACGGCUAAUAAUAAAUGAAAAGCAACCAUUUUUCUGUUUUAGUUUAUUUGUGCGGUAAUUUUAUAUAUAACAUAUUUUUGGCAUUAAUUUAUUGAAAAUGACGGUACUGCGAAAUAGUGCUCCUGUAUACAACAGUAGAAUGUAAUAAUGAAUUUAAUAAUCCUUUAAAAUAAAUUAUGUAUUUUUAAAUAUUUAAGAUUGUGAUACCAUAGAAUUUAUAAGAAUAAAUCAGCAUGUUCUUUUUAGUUU
Molecule: messenger RNA, 2970 nt
Organism: Leptidea sinapis
Lineage: Eukaryota; Metazoa; Arthropoda; Insecta; Lepidoptera; Pieridae
Gene: Sfmbt
Product: polycomb protein Sfmbt
Exons: 10
Coding region: 201-2618 (805 amino acids)
Biological process (GO): regulation of DNA-templated transcription
Cellular component (GO): nucleus
Source: RefSeq, a predicted model, not a curated record